This is a messenger RNA of Condylostylus longicornis, 2178 nucleotides long. RefSeq names its product 3'-5' ssDNA/RNA exonuclease TatD. The transcript has 6 exons. Gene Ontology annotation, molecular function: single-stranded DNA 3'-5' DNA exonuclease activity. Bases 230 to 1138 code for a protein of 302 amino acids. The record is from RefSeq and is a predicted model, not a curated record. Lineage: Eukaryota; Metazoa; Arthropoda; Insecta; Diptera; Dolichopodidae. Gene Ontology annotation, cellular component: cytosol.
UUGAUUUUUGUUGAGUUAUAUUUUUUAUUUUAAGUUCCUUUAUUUUCUUGAUAAAAUUUCUUAUAAGUCUGGCUCUUUCGAAAAAUAAAUUUUUUCAAUUAUUGUCAUUAAAAGUUUCAAUUGAAUUUUCGUACUAAAUUAGUUCAUAAAAGAAAAAUUAUUAAAUAAAUCACUUCAAAAUUAGUUGUUGAAACCUUAAAAGAAGAUUUACUAGUUACGAAUAUCAAAAAUGGCUGAGGAAAACUUAGAUGUUAACGAUAUGAAUCGCUUCAUUGAAAAUUUAUUUGUUAUUGAUGUUGGUGCUAAUUUGACGAAUAAAAAAUAUAGUCGUGAUUUGGAAUCUGUAGUGCAAAGAGCAAAAGAUUCAGGUGUUCAAAAAGUGAUGGUUCCAGGAACUUCAGUAAAGUCAAGUAAAGAAGCAUUGCGUUUAUCCAGAAUUUAUCCAGAUUUUAUAUAUUCAACAGCUGGCAUACAUCCACAUGAUUCAAAAUCUAUUAUAGAAGAACCAAAUUCUUGGUUUGAAUUUGAAAAAAUUGCCGAAGCACCGGAAUGUGUUGCUAUUGGGCCAUGUGGUUUAGAUUAUCAAAGGGACUUUUCAGAGCCAGACAUUCAAAAAGAAAUUUUUAAAAAACAAAUCAGUCUUGCUUGUAAUUUAAAAAAACCAUUAAUGGUACACGAGCGAUCCGCCCAAAAAGAUGUGCUAGAUAUUUUAGAAAGUUUUCCUAAUGCUUCCCAAAUUGUUAUUAGAGGAUUUAUUGGAACUACAGAAGAAGCUCUUAAAUAUUUGGAUAGACAUUAUUAUAUUGGUUUAACAGGUUAUUUAUGUAAGGACAAAUCUGAUAGCGGUGUAAGAAAAUUACUAGAAGAUGGUACAUUACCAUUAGAUAAAUUAUUAGUUGAAACGGAUUCACCAUUUAUGUAUCCAAAUACUAGAGCAUCUAAACUUCCACAACAUGUUAAGACUGGAAUUUCUGAUAGAUCGUUACUUUAUUUACAUAGAUAUUGUACUUUUCAACGAAACGAACCUUGCAGCUUACCAGCUAUUGUCGAAAUGAUUGCAGCUUUUAUGAAAAAAACACCAGAUGAGGUUGCGUUAGCUACAGCUUUCAAUGCUUUGAAAAUAUUUGGGCUCGCUUAAGUUUAAAUUUUGCUUAAAUUCAUUAUAUAUUUUUUUAUUUAAAAGGAAUGAAAAUAUAAUAAGCCAUACCAAAUACAUUAUUGAAUGUAUACAUAUAACUAAAGAAAUUUUCAAAGCUUAAAUAAUGUAUGCAUAUGAAAUAUGCACAUACCUGUAGCAUAUAGAAAUUAUUAAAAAUAGAUCUGGAGAGUUUUGCAAGGAUUUUAUUUUAUUUUAAAAUUAAAUUUAUUACGAUUCGAUUCUAUAGUUCGAAUUAUUAAUUUUCUUAGUAAAUUUUUGAUAAUUUUACGCCAAACUUUUUUACACUUUAAAUAAACAUAUACAUAAUUAUGUAUAAAUAUUUUUAAAUAAUUCUAAUUUUUGCUUCUCUAGUAAAGUCUUGGCUAAAAUUGUUGUACGUGUUAUUAUUCAAAUAACUGAACUUAAUUUUAAGAUAUAAGAAAAAUUUAUGGCCAUUAUAGUUUUGCUUUUUGAUUUUUUAUACAUAUUUUUAAAUCUAGUUUGUAUUUAUAAUGCCAAAAUUAAGAAAUUAGUAUUGAAAUCAAUAAAAAAUGUUAUACAUUCAUUGAAAAUUUGAUUUCAUAUCUUACUGAAGAAAAAUAUUUUUCGAAUAAUUAUAUAAAUAAAGAGUUAUUAAACCAUCGUCUGAUCGAAAUGUAAAUAUCAAAAUUAUUAUAAUACAAAUUUUCUCUUCCAUGUAGUAAAUUUAAGUGCCAUAAGUAAAAAAAUAUAUACCAUACUUAUAAAUAUUCGUUUUUAAAUAUAACACUACUAAAACCCUAGGAGAUUUUUAAGAAGAAAAAUGAAGUUAAUUUUUUACUGAAAGCUAUUUAAAAAAAUAUUAAUUAUUAUUUUUUUUAUUUAUAAGAAAAUUGUACAUUAUUUACAUUACAAAUAUAUAUAUAUUAUAAAAUAUUAAAGUUUUGCUUGUAAAGUCCUUACGUAUGAAAUCCAAGACUUUCUUUAAAAAAAAGUUUAUAUAAUAAAAACUUGUUAUUUUUAUAUAAAAAAUACAAAAUGUAAAAAAAAAUUUUGAAAUU